Messenger RNA from Funneliformis caledonium, 618 nucleotides. Lineage: Eukaryota; Fungi; Glomeromycota; Glomeromycetes; Glomerales; Glomeraceae. The record is from the annotation of a GenBank genome assembly.
AUGCAUUUACAGAUAAAAACUGUCAUUCCGGUGAUUGAAGAAAAUAAGGUGUUUUCAUCACCUGAACCCAAGAUUGGACCAGUUAAUCUUAUAAAUACAUUUCUUGCAACUUCCAUCAAGCUCGACAAGAAAGCCGAAUCGAAUACAUCUUCAGCAGGGAUGAAUAAAAAGACAAAGAAUAUUAAAUACAUUGCUUGUGAUAUAGCAGAAGAAGCCCUCAAAACAUAUCAAACAAACGCAUUUCUGGAGAAAACAGAUCUCAAAUUAAGCUAUGGUGAAUUAGCGUCAAAAUCUUAUGAUAAACUUAAAGAGAUCUUAAAUAUUGCUGAACGCAGUGCCCUGAAGCUCGAUGGUAAAGGCUUCUUGAAAUCUUUAGGUACUGAACUAUUAGCUCAAGAAGAUGUUCUAUUUUUUACACUUCCUUCUGCCUCAAAAGACGAUAUUAAAAAUAUCAAAGUUUACAGUUUUCAAUCAAAUGGGUUCUGCCUUACCAUAUCUGUGUCAAAGUAUCUUUUCGAUAACACUAUAAUAAUGAUGGAUCUACAAGAUAUUGAGAUCUCAAAGACCGUAGAAGGGUUCUCAAAAGUAAUAAAGGCUGUGAAAAUCGUCUUAUCCUGA